CAGUGACGUAGUUACGCACUAGAAAGACUUUGACAAGUUUCACUUUAGUCAUACUCAAGAAAGUCCUGGAAGCGAAACUUUGGAGGAGGAAAAACACGUAGAAUCAACAAUAGAGUAAAGAAAUAAGGCGUAACACCACCGACCAAACCAGUUUGCAGUGAUUGACCUGAAGAUUCUGUUGACCACAGAUGGCAGAGGAGCUUGCUGAGUUACGUGAAGAUGGAGAUGGAGUUGGGGAUUAUGAUCUGACAAUGGGGGACACGACCGACGCCAAACCUGACCGUUCAGGGAGAUUCCUCCUAUUUGGAAGUAAGAAAAAUAAGGAUGGCCAGAAGCGGGAGCAGGACUAUUCUGACAACCACUACAGAAUCGUUUCACCAACAUUCCAGUAUAAAAUGAGCCACCAGCGAGUGGGGAAGUGCAUCAUCAUCAACAACAAAAACUUUGAGGACAAAACAGGAAUGAAUGUUCGCAACGGCACAGACCGAGAUGCAGGUGAGCUGUACAAGUGUUUCAAGAGCCUGGGCUUUGACGUUUCCAUCUAUAAUGAUCAGACCUGUGAGAGGAUGGAGUGUCUCCUAAAAGAGGCCUCUCUGGAAGACCACAGUGACAGCUCGUGUUUUGCCUGCAUCCUGCUGAGCCACGGCGAGGAGGGCAUGAUCUACGGCACAGACGGAGCCAUUCCCAUAAAGGACAUGACCUCACUGUUCAGAGGGGAUAAGUGCAAAAGUUUGGUCGGGAAGCCAAAACUCUUCUUCAUCCAGGCUUGUAGAGGUUCAGAAUUCGAUGAAGGUGUCCAGACGGAUUCCGGUCCUCCAAACGACACCAUUGAGACUGAUGCCAAUCCGAGUCACAAGAUCCCAGUGGAGGCGGACUUCCUCUUUGCAUACUCCACCGUGCCAGGAUACUACUCCUGGAGGAACCCCGGGCGAGGUUCCUGGUUCGUCCAGGCCCUCUGCAAUGUCCUCAACGAGUUCGGCAAGCAGCUGGAGAUCAUGCAGAUCCUGACCCGGGUCAACUACAUGGUGGCCACCAACUUUGAGUCGUGGUCCGAGGACCCCCGCUACAGCGAGAAGAAGCAGAUUCCCUGUGUGGUCUCCAUGCUGACCAAAGAGCUGUAUUUCAAUUGACCGUCCACCUGUACCGCACCGACACACUCCCACUGACCGUCUGACCAGACUGACCAUUUCAGGGACGGACUCUUUGAUUGAAAUAUUCAGGGAUGACGGCACAUCAGCCGCUCAUUUUUUUUUUUUGUAGCUGGGCCCAAAAACAAGCACUCUUAGAGAAAAUACGGUGGCGUUUGUUUCUUCAAGGUGAAAGCUUUCCUUCAGGUUCCUCUUCAGACGAAUCGGUCUGAUGCCUGUCCACAGGUGAAAUAUCCAUGUUGUUCUGCCAACACAUAAGAUCCGCUGCCAGGUCUUGUGGGUUUGGGGAAAUCCUAUCUGAGUAUGCGUCAUCUGGGUUUUAUUCUUUUAACAAAUGUGUUCAGUAGGCAACCAAAAUUACAGGAAAUGACUGGAAGUUUAGUGAAAUUCUUUAGCUCAUAUGUGUUUUGAGGAAAACCAUGAAGCUGCAGUUCCUUCCAGCACGACAAAAAAGCUUCAUUUAGCUCCGAUUAUGUCAGUAGAGGCCUUUCUUCACACAAAUGAUAAUAUUUUUAUUAAGAAGUUGAAAAAGUUCUGCACAAAAGCGGCUAGAAUAUGCAUUUUAUUGGAUGUAUUAUUAUUAAUUUAUCAAAUACAUCUUUACAAACUACAUUAUUUAGAAUUAAAUAAGUGAACUUUAAAAAAAAUAUAUUGUACCCCUCAAACGCUUUAAAUUUAAAUGCUUAAACUUUAUUUUUAUAAAGCUAAAGGAUCUUGAGUCUCCGUUAUUGUAUCAUAAAUUGAAGAAAAAUAAAUAUAAAAGAGCCUAGCUGAGACCAAAAGCACAAAUGCCACAUCAUUUUGCUGUAUAUUAGUGUUGUAGUUUGUCUUUAGUGUACACUGCAGGUAACGGGUACAAAACAAUUCAGAAUUAAUUAAAAGCCAAAAAUUUCUAGAAGAAUUAUUUAUAUAUUUAAGCACUUUGUGCACUUUGACUAACGUUUUUGUUAUGGGAAAUUAGGCUAAAAUUGUAUUUCUAAUUAAUCAUUUUUGUUUAAGAUGUGCGUUUCUGCAGUUUGAUUGUCCCAGUGUGUCAACCACAGAGGCAGCUAUUACUGGCAGUGACGAGUCUGAACAAACCAAAUCCACAUCUUCACAUUUCCUGCAAUGUAGUUCAGUUAUUCCAAGAAAAUCAUCUUUAGUUUUUGUUUUGCUUUCCACUUUUUACUGCUUUUAUGUUUUACCAAGUAGUUUUGAAAUAUAAUUUUUAAGGAAUAAUUGCCAGAUGUGCGAGUACCUUCCCUGAUGAUUCUUGUUCGGUGCAGACGCCGCCCUUCAGUCGUCUCGACACCAGAAGGUCCGUGACGUUGGGGGCUGACCUGUGCUUAUAAAAAAAAAAAAAAAAAAGUUUGAUUCACUUGUUUUGGAAUGGAAUUGAAAGAGGAAAAUUAUUAUUUUUACUGUAAAAUUUUGAAUGCUUAUUUCUGCUGUUAAAUGCUGUUGUCCUCAGAAAAAAAAUCUAGAAAAAAAUAAUGAAUUUGACAAAAAAGAGUUUAAACUGGCCCAGUUUGUAAUCUUUGGACAAAGGUAUGCUUAUGUGAACAUUUAUUGUACUAAAAAUAAAUGUAUUACACAAAUGAA
Molecule: messenger RNA, 2729 nt
Organism: Oryzias melastigma (Indian medaka)
Lineage: Eukaryota; Metazoa; Chordata; Actinopteri; Beloniformes; Adrianichthyidae
Gene: casp7
Product: caspase 7, apoptosis-related cysteine peptidase
Exons: 7
Coding region: 189-1130 (313 amino acids)
Biological process (GO): apoptotic process; proteolysis
Cellular component (GO): cytoplasm
Source: RefSeq, a predicted model, not a curated record